Molecule: messenger RNA, 4258 nt
Organism: Mizuhopecten yessoensis (Yesso scallop)
Lineage: Eukaryota; Metazoa; Mollusca; Bivalvia; Pectinida; Pectinidae
Product: carbohydrate sulfotransferase 9-like
Exons: 3
Coding region: 191-1543 (450 amino acids)
Biological process (GO): carbohydrate biosynthetic process
Cellular component (GO): membrane
Molecular function (GO): sulfotransferase activity
Source: RefSeq, a predicted model, not a curated record
CGCCUUAGCUAAAAACCUGGACUGGCAUAUGAUACCAUCUAAAAGCUGAAUACAUGAUUUAAGCUCCACCAAAAUAUCGUACAACCGUGACCGUUUGCAUGAUUAACCAAGCGUUUAAGUUCAGACAUAGAAACAGUGCCGCACGCCAUUUAAACAAAAGCAUACCUGUAGCUGAGGAUUCAUAGACGUCAUGAGAGGUUUUCGUAUCACACUCAGGACAACACUUGGUAUAUCAUUCUUGGUUCUUAUUUGGCUGGUGGUCUUGCACGUAGGUAACUUUCUAAGUCGACCAGACCGCUUGAGACGAAUGCCGCACUGGUCAAACUUUGGUCGAACAGGAGAACGUAUGGUCGUAGAUGAACCUCUCUUAAAUACUGCAACGGAACCACCUUUGAUCCUGGGAAGGAAUUUUCAUCACAUGCAGUACGGAUUGAGUGAAGAACACGAGAAGAGGAGGAAUACUAUUGAACGUGUAUGUGACAAAAGUACACACGGCUAUUACGGAAGGUCAGACGGAUCUAAAUUGGCAAAAAAGCUGGUAAUCGAUCAUCGUCACCGUAUCGUCUAUUGUGCUGUUCAAAAAACUGGCUCAACAUUUUUGAGAAGCCUUUUGGGUAUCGUAAAAACAAGUGAGAAGAGUGAUUUGGACUCUCGAUGGAUACACAACAAAAGGAAAAACAUGACCGACUUAACGAAUUUUCAUUAUAUUCUAACAAAAUCAUGUAAGAUGAUGUUCACACGUGACCCAUAUCAGAGGCUGUUUUCGGGAUAUGUGGAUAAACUCUUUACCGUAAAUACAAUGUACUGGAAAACGACUGGAACUUACAUAAAAAAUAAACUUCUGAAUCGUGACCAAGAACCGCAAACACACUGUGGACACGGUAUAACAUUUCCGCAAUUCAUAAACUACAUUAUCGAAUCGGAGAAAACGGGCGUGCAUACGGAUCCACACUUCACGCCAAUUUACGAACACUGUAGGCCGUGUCAGAUAUCUUAUGACUUUAUAGGGAAGAUGGAAACAUUUACGAAUGAUUCGUUAACUUUGUUGAAUGCUUGGAACAAACUUUAUGGCAUCAAUGUUACAUACGAUGAUUUUGAAGCAGAAACGGCAUUAAGCAGAGCCAUUGGACACACAGGGCGUCUAUACAACAUGCGAAACGGAUUAGAGAAAUGCAUUUCAUUUUAUUCCGGUAUGCAACGAAUAUGGAAAGACCUUCAAAUUCGAGGUAUUUUAACGAAACGUGCAAAACUUCCGUUUACAGAGUCAGAGGCGAACAAUGUGAACAGAACGCAGCUGGUGGAUAUUUUGACUAAAGCAAUUCAGAAAAGUAGCAUGGAUCGAACAGCGCUUCGUCAACAGCAGACAGAGGCUAUGAUACAGGCCUACAGACAGGUUCCUGUGAAAGACCUGCUUAGGCUCAGGGAAGUGGUGAGGCCCGACUGUGAAUUAUUCGGGUACGAAGUGGCUCCUAAUUACAUUUUUAACCGCAGAGAUUCGUCACACAAGUUGAGUUCCUUUAAAUAUUUCAAAAUUGACGAAUGAUUGUAUUGGUUGUCCGUGCAUCGUCCUGUCUUUUAUCUUGUAUUAUUUGGUCGUGGGAUAAGUUGUCUAGCUCUUUACUUGGAAUGAAGUACAGUGUUUGUUUUGAAUGUAUUUGAUCUGAAGCAUUCCUGGCCAGGGGUUCAAAACAAACGAAGAACAUUGCCAUCCCUUGAGACGUGCCACAAAUGUGAUAAGCCAAUGAAGGAAAUUCAACGAUUUAUAAGUGAUCAUUGUCGCUUUAACGGUACAAGUGUAACGCCCUAUCCGUACUGACGUGACGUGAACAUACAAAAGGAAUAAAGUUCACAUAUUUAUUAUUUCCACGGCCUAAUAACUAUAAUCCAAAUCGUGUAUAAAUUCAAGGUAUUUCACUCCAUCAUUCACACUAUCGUCCGGACGCAUCACACUACAAAUGUACACAUACAGUCCCCGAUCCAGUUACGAACUAUCUAAUCAUAUGUAAAUCCUAAAGCCACGCACGGAACAAAGCUAUAAACAAACAGUAAACUCCCAAACUGACACUGUAAAACAACUGUAAAGCUCCAUAUAUACGGCACCUAGUGUUUAUAGGCACUAUAAUUAGCCAUCAUCCCGACCUUUAACCUUUGCUGGUGCCACGCGCGUGGACAGUAUCGAUUGCUUGACCAUCAUAUCUACUUUGACUACUGUACUGUACACACGGUCCCCUUGACCUGCACCAACCAUAUCCUGUAUAUACACACACAUCGUAUACAUGUACCGUUAUAAACACCUUACCACAAUUAGUCCACAUUAUAACUUUCAGCACUAUCAAUCCUCUUAUUCACUACACUACCUUUUAACCUCAUUUAAACAGAAGUAUCUUACUACUAUUUGACAACUAUAUUAUCAUAAUAUAUAAAAAUAUAUAUUCAUCUCCUCAUUCCCCAUAUGUGAUAAAUGUGUUCCAGACAUACGCAUUGAAUAUCUUACAGUACUUUUCUCUUCGGGUUUUUUUUUUUUUUUUUUUUAAUAUAUACACUUUACAUAUAUAUAACCUAUACUUAACAUAUUAUAUCUUCUCAUCUCAUACAUUACCCAACAUGUACAUAUAAGUAUGAUACUAUUACUGUUAACAUCAGUAGAAUAUCCUAACAUUCUGUAUCACGCAAUCAACGUUAACGUCAUCACACUAUCACGUUUCAACUCUAAGAUUUCUUCAUCCUCCAUUCACUCUAGAUUCGAGAUAGCCGAUGACAUACAAAUAAGUGUGUACACAUUGUAAGGAACAAUACAAUUCUCCAUAUCCUCUAGUAUAUACUAUACUCAUGGUUUUAACGAUAAAAUCCACCCAUACACCCUAGUAAAUUAUAUUAACAUAUAUGCAUACAAACGUACGUUACCUUGUUUUACGGAAAUUCCACCAAAAUGUUAUGAUAUAAUCCAAAUUAAUAAUGUUAAAUGUCACAGUUAAUGUAUUAUUAUCCAGUCACUUUUUUGGUAUCACAGUUCAGUUCAGCAUCACAGCUCAGCAUCACAGUUUAAUUUAGAUCACAGUUCGUUAAAACAGUGUAAAUCUAAUCCAAUCACGUUUAUUUAAGCGUUCACCUAGAAAAUUAGCGGUUAAAGUUAAUCCAUUAGAUAAUCCAAUUCGAAAGUUUCACACCAUUUCACUUGUUUUUUUAAUAAAAGUAUCCAGUCACACUGCGCUUAUUUGGAAUAUUUGUUUUUAUCAAAGGUAUACAGUUUUGAUACUAUAGUUCCAUCUUUCAGCUGCUGUUAUAUUAAUCCACUGUUCAUCCCCCAGGGCUGGCGUCCAUAAAGGACAAUAAGUCGCUGAAUGUGUUUAUAGUUCAAAUAUAUAAUACUUUCUCUUUUAAGCAAAGCGUUCAAUUUAAUUAAGGACACAUGUUUUGUUUUUAAUAAUGUUUUCGAAUGUUGGUUCCCCUGUUCAUUCAUUGCUUCUUGACAUAUGUCCUCCGAGUUAAUGUCCUCCUCGCUCACUCCUUCGGAGUAAAUCACCUCCGGCAUUCUCUUCUCCUCCGUCGGCGUAUUUCGUCACCGUCUUUGUCAGACAUAUUGUCACGAUCUUCUUAGAGAUAUCAACCGCCUCCCCGGAAAGGAUUCGUGGAUGGGUGGGUGGGGGUGGGGAGCGGGUACAUAAUUGCCCAAGUUGACGCUGGUCCGGCGGUGGGUAUCUUGGGAACUUCGUAUUCACUCUCCUCUCCAUCAUAUAAAUCGCUUAACAAUUCCAUCAACUCAACAUCAACAUCUUGGUGGAAAUCUUCCGGGAGGCCUGGCAAGUCAAGUUCUUCCUUUAGCACGAAGCUCCUUAUUUCGAGUGGGCGUAGUGGUUAUUUUUUUCUGUAAAGUCCGUUAAUCCUUUAAAAUUUUCGAUAGCGCAGGGGAGUUAUUACGGCUCGUCCAGUGCGCGUUGUCCGAGUGGCGUCAGACAGCUCAGCUGUCUCUCACUGGGACUGGGGUUGAGCAAGACCGGGGCUGGUGAGGACCGUCAAGAUAGGAUAACUCGUCCGGACUUGGAGCAUGAUAUAACAUUUUAUAGUGUAUACGGUCCUCAUCUGGGACAUUCUUAUCAGGAAAUAGCGUGGAUAUGUUUCAUUUAUACAUUUAUAAACUAAAGGAAGAUAAUGUUCCUGAGCAGGGAUAUCCUGAUCAGGAAAUAUAGUACUAAUUAUAUCCGUAUUGAUGAUUCAAAUACAUGAAGAUGGCAGUGUUUACAGUCAAAGAGAGGAAUAA